Molecule: messenger RNA, 378 nt
Organism: Salvia splendens (bonfire salvia)
Lineage: Eukaryota; Viridiplantae; Streptophyta; Magnoliopsida; Lamiales; Lamiaceae
Exons: 1
Coding region: 1-378 (125 amino acids)
Source: RefSeq, a predicted model, not a curated record
AUGACGGAUGCCAUAGUUGGCACGGAUCAGACCGACGUACACUUCUGGAAGCGCGUCCUGGCGGUGUACAAUGAAUUCAAACUGCCGUGUAGCGCCGAGCUUACACACGACCAGGUCCGGAAGAAGUUCGGCAGGAUCACUACAUCCCUCAAGAGGUUCAUUGGCAUAUACGAGAACCAAAUGCGCACUGCUGAGAGUGGUCGCAGCGAAGCAGACAUAAAAACGUUGUCGAUGCAGUUGUACAAUACUGAAGGCAACCCCAAGUUCGCAUACUGGGAAGAAUUCCUCGUUCUGCGGAACUCCCCAAAAUUCAGAGCCAUCUGCGAGCAAGAGAUUGCUCCUGGGCUGAAGCAUACAAGGCGACAACUACAACAGUAG